UUCGAACAUUUUGUUUACAAAAAUUAAUCAGUCAUGAAUUCAGUUCUUUCACCGGAAUUAAUGUGGAUAGGAUCACGUUGUUAUCGUGUAAAUAUUCCAAAUGAUAGAAGGAAUGAGCCGGAAAGAGUUAAUAUCAAUUAUGAAGAGGAGGAAUUCAAUUGUGAGCUGGAUGCUGAGGAUUUAUACGAUGAAAUCGAGCCAAUCGAUAAUGGAACCAAGUUUCAAUUGAAGAUGCACAUUCCCUCGCUGUUUUAUUCACAGAUUAUUGGAACUAAAGGUGCUACAAAGAAGAGAUUGGAGCAAGAAACAUCAACUCAAUUGACAGUUCCAAAAAUGGGAUCGAGAGAUAGUAAUGUAUUGAUUAUUGGAAAAUCUAGAAAGGAUAUAAUAUCAAUGAGGAACAGACUAGAUCUAAUUGUUGUUUCUGGACGUGCUAAACAGAACUUUACUCAUUUCCUUUCCAUUGCAUUUACAUCCAGUCAGAUCCAAGAGAAUUUCAAUAAGUUCAAAAGUCAGAUUCUCAAUGAUCCAGAAAUUAAUGGAAUCGACGAUUCACUUUUCCAAAAACCUCAAAAGCUGCAUUUGACAAUUGGAACUCUAUCGUUGCUUGACAAUGAAGACCGUUCGAGAACAGCUGAAAUGCUGCAAGACUGUAAGGAAUUUAUCAUAGACCAAGUAUUACAAGGAAGUGAAUUGAAUGCAAAAAUGGUUGGACUAGAUUAUAUGAAUGAUGAUCCAUCAGCUGUAGAUGUUCUUUACGCAAAAGUUGUGUCGGAGAAUCUACAAGAAAUUACUAACGGAAUCGCUGAAUAUUUUUCAUCGAGAGGAUUUAUGCAGCUUAAAGGUGAUCAAGUGAAGCUUCAUGUGACAUUAAUUAAUUCUCUAUUUCGUGACAAUGAUGAUGCAAUUGUUAAGGAUGAGAAUCAGCCACGUGACAGUAGAGAUAAAGAUCAAGGAAAUAGAAUCAAGUUUGAUGCCUCAAAAAUCCUUAAAAAAUAUAAAGAUUUUAAUUUAGGUGAAAUAAAAAUCAAGGAAAUCCAUCUUAGUCAACGGUACUCAAAAGCCUCAAACGGCUUCUAUGAAGCAACUGGAAUAUUAAAGUUAUAAAAAUUAAAAGAAUCCAAGAUUUAAAUAAAUUU
This is a messenger RNA of Chironomus riparius, 1139 nucleotides long. The record is from the annotation of a GenBank genome assembly. Lineage: Eukaryota; Metazoa; Arthropoda; Insecta; Diptera; Chironomidae.